Molecule: messenger RNA, 654 nt
Organism: Magnolia sinica
Lineage: Eukaryota; Viridiplantae; Streptophyta; Magnoliopsida; Magnoliales; Magnoliaceae
Product: UDP-xylose transporter 3-like
Exons: 2
Coding region: 175-654 (159 amino acids)
Cellular component (GO): Golgi apparatus
Molecular function (GO): UDP-xylose transmembrane transporter activity; antiporter activity
Source: RefSeq, a predicted model, not a curated record
GUUUACAUACGCAUGUAUAUACAUGUAUGUAUGUAUACACAUACAGAUAUAUAUGCAGCUAGAUUAUGCUGGAUGCAAAUUCAGGUAUGAACAUCAUUUUCGAACUUUUAUGUAGCAUUUGAAAGGCUUUGAGAUUCUGAUAUUUGCCUUGUUAAGACCUUAAUCAGCUUUCAGAUGACGAACACUAUCCAGAAAAGGUUUAAGGUCUCUUCAACCCAACUCUUGUAUCAAUCCUGCCCCUAUCAAGCAUUAACCCUGUUCAUCACCGGUCCUUUUCUUGAUGGGCUUUUGACAAAUCAAAAUGUUUUUGCUUUCAAAUAUACACCUCUAGUGCUGGUUUUCAUUGUGCUCUCUUGCUUGAUCUCUGUUUCUGUCAACUUCAGUACAUUUCUUGUAAUUGGAAAGACAUCACCUGUCACCUAUCAAGUCCUGGGGCAUCUGAAAACAUGCCUGGUUUUGGCUUUUGGAUAUGUUUUACUUCACGAUCCAUUUAGCUUGCGAAACAUUUUCGGCAUCCUUGUUGCCUUAGUUGGAAUGAUCCUUUAUUCGUACAUCUGCUCUCUUGAGAACCAGCAAAAGGCUAGUGAAGCAUCUAUGCCAUUGUCCCAGGUACAACCUGCUCCCGUUUUUGUCUCAAAUAUGGCACUUAUUUAA